GACCUUUGCCCCCCACCUGACCCCCUUCCAGCUUGUGUAGGGGGUCGCCAUCUUGUGCGGGUCGGCGGUGAAGGAGAUUCCGUAGCCGCUGCUGUGUCGCGAUGCCGGACGACUGGGACCCGGAGGUGUACAAGAAGCCGCCGAGCCGCACCCCCAUCCCCGAGAAGCGGACGUCGCUGCCUAACCCGGUCACCAUCAUCGAGACCGUCUUCUACUACACCGUCGACGCGCCGGUCACCUUCUUCCGAGAAUGGAUUGAGCGCCAACAUGCGAAGAAAAAAUUUUACUACUAUCAUCGGAAUUACCGCCGUGUGCCGGAUGUGACUGAGUGUUUGGAGGAUGACUAUGUAUGCAUCUUUGAAGCUAAUGCACAGUGGAAGAGGGACAAGAAAGUUGAUCAGGAAAUUGUGAAGAUAAUUCAGGAAAGGCUAGGAGCUUGCCAGCAGAGGGAAGGACAUAGCUAUGUUCAGAACUGUGCAAAGGAGAUAGAGCAGUUUGCUCAGGUUGCUCGAGGCUAUCAAGAUAGAUAUGCUGAUCUUGGUUUCUUUGGAACUGCAAGAAGCUGUUUAAUGAAGCAGAAACAUAGAAUGAUUGCAGAAAGAAAAGCACAAGCAGAAGCAAAAGACUAAGCUCAAAUCCUCAGUGUUUGAAGGUAAUUACCACAGUUCUCUUCAGAUAAAGUUGCUUUUAACAGCUUUAGUGACUAGCCCUGUGAAUCACUACUGCUGUAUUGAAGUAUUAUCCCAUCCUUGACUGUCAGAAAAUUUAGGUUGCCUUCUAUGGGUGGCCCUAUGGAACUGAUAGCUUGUAAGUACUUAAAUUAUUUGUAAAGACUACUUUUGUCUAGAAGUGUACACACAUUGCCACUUCACCAGUGGUUUAUUAGUUUUACUAGUUCCUAUGUAUGGUCUACAUUAGUUGGUCUGUCAGACUGACUUUUAAUGAAAGCUACCAUCAGAUCCCACAGAACAAGUUAGUUUUAUCUGAUCUCAUUUCUAGAGCAGCAUACCCCCUUUAGUAGUGAGAAGUUUCAGUCUGGGCCCACAUCAGUGAGUAGUGGGUAUCUUUACACUAACUCCCAACAACAGUAUUGUUUUAGACAUACAACCUCAAAGAUCUUCUGGUUUCUUUCAGCAUCACUUACAGGGGAGUCUUCAGUGCUUUACUUGCAUUUGAUCUCUGCUUCCAUUUUUUAAAAACAAAGUCUUCCAAAAAAUUAAUCAUGACUGUUUGUUUCAGUAAUCCUAUUACAUGCUGAUCAUUCAAACCUAAUUCACUUAAUCUUUUCUCUGAGGAAAAAGUUUCCUCUGUCCCACCAGUUAUUGUAAGUUGUUGAACAAGCAAGUGCUGCUGUCACUGAAUUCAUUUGUUUGGGCAAGUCAAUCAGGGGAAAAAAAAAAACUUACUUUUCAAGUAGCAAGUUUUUAAAAAGUCAUUCAGAUGUUUAGCAUAUAAAGGAUGUCAAAAGUAACUGGCUACUGUAUCACAUUUAGCAUAUGUUCAGCUGAACCUUUCACUGUACCCAUACCUUUCAUGGGCAGAGAUUUCACUUAAACACAGAAAUCCACAUUGUAAGCUGAAUCUGCAUCCCCCCUCCAAUGGAUUAAAAAUCCACCAAACUCUUGUUCAUUUAUCACUUUAUUUUGUACAAAAACAUUUAAGUAGUUGCCACAGCAGCCGCCUGGGUUCUCUGCACUGAAACUCUGGUGUGGGUCUUAGCCAGAUGAUCAGUGAAUUCCUGCAAAAGAAUGAGACAUUUCACUGCCUUGAACCAAAUGAUGUUGGAGGCCUCACUGUACAGCAGAUCCAUUUUAAACUAGAGACUGAGUUUUGACAAACUUAAUUGCAUCUUUCCCUGAACCCUCCAAGCUUCCUCCCUCCCCAUUUUAUUCUCUAGCUAGCUUGGCAUCCAGGAAAUACCAAUGACCAACUUGGAGAGAGUCCAGGGGAGCAACAAAAACAAUAAAAAGGUUAAAAACUAAGUAUAUUUAAGCUUGAAAAAAGCCUGGGGGACCUGAUAAGUCUUCAGAUAUAUUAUGGGCUUUUAUAAAGAGGACAAUGAUGGUUGUUCUCAGUCCACUGAAGAUAGGACAAGUAGUAUUGGGCUUAAUAUGCAGCAAGGAAAAUUUAGGUUAGAUACUAGGAAAACCAACUAAGGGUAGUUAUGGACUGGAAUCCCAAUCAGUGAAGGUUUAAGAACAAGUUAGACAAAACCUGUCAGGGAUUGUUUAGGUAUACCUGAGUCCUGCCUCAGCACAGGGGCUGAACAAAAUGACUUCUCAAAGUCUCUUCCAGGCCUACAUUUCUAUGAUUCUAUAUGAAACCACAUCCUCACUUUAUUAACUGCAAUAGACAUUUUAAGGAAGUCCACUCCUAAUGAAGUCAGCCUUCAGGAGUUUGGCAUGAUGAACUCUGAGAUGAACAAAUGCACUGAUUUAAUUCUUACCUGAUAUGGAGACUUGGUGAACACAGUCUCCUUCCAGAGGUCAGGGGUCAGAUAACUGUAGGUCUUGGAGAUCGCAUCAAAGGUGGCUUUAGCUAUUGAGAAAAGUCAGACAUUGCACUGUGUUACACAGUACCAAUGAGAGGCCCCAACAAAGCUGGGACUCCAUUGUGCAAGGCACAAUACAGACAGCAAAAGCCAGUGCCUGCCUCAGAAUUUAAUGGCAGGCAAUCUAGAAAACAUGUAGAGUCUGAAAAGGAACAGGGAGACCAUAUCACACGGUCCCUCUGCCGUGCAUACUGAACUCAUUUUCUCUCUCUCUCUAAUGACGACAAUUACACUACUUCACCAAGUGUAAUUGAGCAGAGCUGAGAGAAUUUUGAACAGAACACACAGGAGGAGGACACUUCAUAAUUCAAUGCCUCAAAGCCUUUAUUACAAGACAUUAACUUCAGAAUAAAUUUUGGUAGGAUCAGUCUGCACUGAACAAUCUGGUAGUAUAUGGAGCUCAAUUCCAGUUUGAUAAGGGCUUUAACAGCUAAAAUAAGUAUUAAAUAAAACAGGUAAUUUAGUCAUCCACUGGGACUAUAUUACAAAGGCACCCAAAAUGGCCAGAGGCACAGUAUGAUUUUAAGACAGUUUAAACUGCUAACAAAUUGGACAUCUGGCCCAAAAUGUAACUUACCAAAGUUGCCCAGUGUAGCAGUACAACCCCUAGCUGAAGUAUAGCAGUCAUCAAUUCCAGCCAUCAUCAGCAGUUUCUUUGGAACAGGGGCAGAUACAAUUCCUGUACCACGGGGUGCUGGGAUCAGACGCACCAGAACAGAUCCACAACGACCAGUAACCUAAACAAAACAGCAGGUUACAUUCAACUAAUCUAUGAGAAUAUUUAAUCUCUGAUAACUCCUUCAUGCUUUGAAGUGCAGCAGAGCUACAGUGAAGCAAAUUAGUCUUUACCUUGCAAGGUACAGUAUGAGGCUUGCCAAUCUUGUUACCCCAGUAGCCUCGUCGUACUGGUACAAUGGAUAGUUUAGCCAAGAUGAUU
Messenger RNA from Mauremys reevesii (Reeves's turtle), 3488 nucleotides. It is a transcript of the gene NDUFB10, whose product is annotated as NADH:ubiquinone oxidoreductase subunit B10. The record is from RefSeq and is a predicted model, not a curated record. The transcript is spliced from 5 exons. NCBI's taxonomy places the organism in Eukaryota, Metazoa, Chordata, Testudines, Geoemydidae. The coding region runs from base 102 to 629 and encodes 175 amino acids.